Molecule: messenger RNA, 990 nt
Organism: Monoraphidium neglectum
Lineage: Eukaryota; Viridiplantae; Chlorophyta; Chlorophyceae; Sphaeropleales; Selenastraceae
Product: alpha/beta fold family hydrolase
Exons: 4
Coding region: 1-990 (329 amino acids)
Source: RefSeq, a predicted model, not a curated record
AUGCGAGAAUCUGUCGGCGCCGCUGUCGCGGCGCCAGCUGACCUGGACGGCAUCGGCGGCUGCUUUCCCCUUGCACAGCGGCAGCUGCGCGGCACAGGCGGCUGCUUCGGGGGCAGCUGCAGGAUGGCGGCAGAGUUUGACCAGGACGACAGCAGCGAGGGCAGCGAGUGUGCCUCAAGCGCCCACGACGGCAGCGGCGGCGCCGGCGCUGCGGCAUGCGGCGACCCCGAGGAGCCCAGCAGCGGCGCGCGCGGCGUCGACCGCACCGCGCACGCCGCCACGACACGGGACGGCUGGCGCCUGCACCUGCAUCGCGUGCGGUGUCCUGCGGCCGCGGCGCGGCGGGCGCGGCGGCUGCCUGUCGUGCUGUGCCCCGGACUGGGGUCUGGGGGCAUUGAGUCGUUCGACCUUGAUGCAAGCGUAUCCCUGGCGCAGCACCUAGCCGAGCGCGGCUUUGACGUCUGGGUGCCCGACCUGCGCGGCAACGGCCGCAGUGACCGGCCCAAGUGGUGGGACCGCAAGACGUGGUGGACGGUCGACGACCACCUUCUCCUCGACUUCCCGGCGGUUGUGGACGCCGUGCUCGCGCUGAGCGGCGCCCCCCAGCUGCACUGGCUCGGCCACUCGAUGGGCGGCAUGCUCGCCGUCGGCGCCCUCUGUCGCGGCCUGCCCGCGGCCGCCGCGCUGCGCACCGUCACUACCCUCGGCAGCGGCUGCUUCGGCGCCGGCAGCUGGCACGCGCUGGCGGGGGCGUGGGUCGCGCGGCUCACGGCGAUAGGGUUCCACGGCGGCGCGGUGGUACCGCUGGUCACAUCGCUGCGGGGCCCGCUCGCCCCCCUGGCCUGGGCCGUGCAGAGCCUCUUCUACGUCCACGCCAACGUGCGGCCGGAGACUGGACGGAAGCUGCUGGGCAGCGUCCUCAGCUUCAUCCCGGCCGGGCUGGUGAAGCAGUUUGUGGGGUCCCUCAACGGGCCCCUGGGGAUGACAUGA